Ctenocephalides felis (cat flea) is the source of this 2231-nucleotide messenger RNA. Its product is annotated as lachesin-like. Gene Ontology annotation, cellular component: neuronal cell body; axon; plasma membrane. Gene Ontology annotation, molecular function: protein binding; axon guidance receptor activity. Bases 99 to 1643 code for a protein of 514 amino acids. The record is from RefSeq and is a predicted model, not a curated record. NCBI's taxonomy places the organism in Eukaryota, Metazoa, Arthropoda, Insecta, Siphonaptera, Pulicidae. Gene Ontology annotation, biological process: homophilic cell-cell adhesion; synapse organization. The transcript has 17 exons.
UUGGUGUAGUGGUCGUCGUCACAUCACUGGUCGCCACAUCUUGAUUCUUGGGAUUGCUGACUAUCGGAAGUAGAAGGAAGAUAGUCAACUGGAAGGGGAUGAUGGCGCCCUUGUCGCACGGCCCUACUCCGUCCUGCCGCAGGAGUGAGGCCGAAAUCAGUCUAGCCCUUCGCUUCGUUGUGAGCGGUCGCCGGUCGGGAGCCUAUAGUUUCCGUUGCAAGUGUCGAGAGUUCGCAAUGACGCCAAACGGAAGCCGUGCCAUCUGUUCCGCCCAUUCCAGCCACGUGUUUGCCUUAAGAUGCCUGCUCGUCUUCUAUCUGAUACAACAAGCCUUGGCAGUCGGCUUUGUGAACUCUUACCCGCCUACACUUGCCCCGAAGUUCUUGACGCGAGGCCGGUCGUAUCGCGCGGUGAUCGGCCAAACCUUGGUGUUGCCAUGCGAAGUACAAAAUUUGGGUAACUUCGUACUGUUAUGGCGCCGCGGGGCUUCGGUCCUCACAGCGUCCACCUUAAUGGUGACUCGCGAUCCGCGUUUUCGCCUUGUCGACGGUUACAAUUUACAAAUCGGCGACGUGAGACCCCAGGAUGCUGGUGAUUACAUGUGUCAAAUUAGUGAUCAGGAUAAUCGAGACCAGGUUCACACUGUCGAGAUAUUAGUGCCGGCGAGCGUACGUGCCAUACCGUCUAAUGGGCACAUCACAGCCAGAAAGGGGGGCACGGUUACCCUGGAAUGCAAGGCUUCGGGAAAUCCUGUACCUCAUAUACACUGGACCAAAAAGGAACAUGGUCUUCCUAGCCAGUUAUCCUUGGAAGGUCCAACACUAACUCUGGAACGUCUGGAAAGAAAGGAUGGAGGUGUUUACAGGUGUGUUGCCUCUAAUGGUGUUGGUGAAGAAGUCACAGCCGAUAUCCAGCUCACAGUUCUAUCCCCACCAGAAAUUACAGUAGAUAGAUCAUGGGUACAUGCUGGUGAAGGACAUGAAGCUCAAUUAUCCUGUACCGUCCAUGGAGAAACUAAUCCAGAGAUAACUUGGUAUCAAGACUCGUUUCCCAUUCAGCAAUCCGAUAGAAAAUUAAUGGAUUUCCGCGGAGAGAAACAUUCUUUGAUUAUAAAAAAUGUUCAAGUCGGAGACUUCGGUAAUUACAGUUGCAUAGCCGACAAUUCUCUAGGAAGAGCGAAAAAGUACAUAGAAUUAUCCGGAAAACCAGGUCCGGCUAAUUUUCUUUCUCCGGUUUAUGGACGCUCCAGAGACUCUUACAAUUUAACAUGGGCCGUACAAAGUUGGCCACCCCUGGAAGAAGUUCGACUUAUGUACAGAAAAUUGAUGAUGAAUGAAAGCUACCAGCAGCCUGGACGUUGGCGUGAUAUCAGACUGCAAUCCAUGGCUCCUGAUUCUUUGUCUGGUGACCAUGUAAUGGCACACAUUAUAAGGAACCUUUCACCUGGUGCAGUGUACGAGGCUGUGGUUCAAGCCAGGAAUAGGCAUGGAUGGAACGAGGCAAGUGACAUCUACCAAUUCUACACACGUGGAAGUGAACCCAUGGAAGAUCUCCUUUUAAUGUCCAGCACGUCGGCAGCCUCCAAUAUAAUUAUUUUCAAUUCAUUUUUGUUAAGUGCGACGACAGCAAUUUUAUAUUUCUGAACAAGACAGACGAUGUGGAAUAUUCGAAACUUAGUGUUCAUUUAAAUCGAAACAAAUUCAAUAAAUUGGUGACCCCGUACAAAGAAACGAAGACUGAAAAGGUUGUGACAGGAUCAUACAAGGUGACAGGAGACCGGAUGACACAUACUCUUCUUUUAUCUAUGGGAUGACACUUCAAGCAAGCAAGGUUUGUUGGUCGCUGUGCGCAAUUUCACAAUCCAUUUUAAUCUCAGCCAUCGCGAGAAGAAGAUCUUGGGAAGCCAGUAGAAACUCCAGUAAUAGGAAGCCAGUGUACACUCAAGUAGUAGCUCUGCUAUAAAAUAGAAGCUUGACAAUAAUCAAUUGAAUUAUAAAAAAUAAGUCAACUCUGGAAUGAGAAUCCCGUAUUAUCCUACUAGCUUGCUUGCUGCAGUAGACUUCUUAGCUUUAUUAACUAUCGGUCGCUGAUGAACCACAAUUAAGAAUGGCAACCCAUAAGAGACGAUAUCUGCUGAAGGAUCAAAAAGACUUUUCUGGAAACGCCUAUUUAUUAAACGGAAUAUGCCUAGAAACUUCAAGUGGCUCCGCCGGCGACUUGAUUGGUCCACG